Messenger RNA from Rhopilema esculentum, 3700 nucleotides. RefSeq lists its product as uncharacterized. The record is from RefSeq and is a predicted model, not a curated record. Lineage: Eukaryota; Metazoa; Cnidaria; Scyphozoa; Rhizostomeae; Rhizostomatidae.
GAAAACUGUAAAGAAAGCGUCAAAUCUUGAAGCAGCUAUAGGAAACAUUCUCAAGCAUGGCUGCUCAAACGCACCUAGUUGAGUAGUGCUGCUCACAAUUACCGGUCAACACGCAUUGUAGGCUCACACGCCUUGUGGCAUCAGCAGGUUUUUAUCGAUAACUAAUCUAAGAGAAACACAAGUCUACUUGGUUUAGUCGCUUGACUUUUAGUUUUAUCAAACAAGGGGAAUAUGACAAUAGACUAUGAUAUAUGUAGCGGUUUAGAAUAUGUAGUAAAAGGCCAUCGCACUUACUUGCCGGUGAAAUUGUCUGAAAUUUUAGAAAAUUUACUAGACGCGGCCUAAAUUGGAAAUAACGUGGACCAAAUACGUGAAUCAAUGGUUGUUCAAUUUAUCGAUGCUAAAUUUCUAGAGUUCGGCGAAGAAUUGCUGAAUAAUCCGUCACCCAGUUACUGCAAUGAGCUCCUUCAUGUAGAUUACAUAAUCAGCUUUCGCCGUUCAUUAUUUGGAAAGCAAUUUCUACGUGAAGAGCUGAAGAUUUAACACUUUGCUGUUCAGGUACACAUCACAAUAAGGGAACCACAGCUCAAAUAUCGGAUGCAAGUUGAUAAAGUCUUUUAGAAGUGGCCGAGAUGAUCUCGAAGGCUGCGAGGGCAAGUAUAAUCUUGAUGUGGUAUCUCUCAAUAGUACUGUGUGAAGGAGAGUUUAAAGGCAAGGUGUCUGGAUUUGGUUACGAGGUCCAGGCUCUGCCGGCCGGUGGAUCAAUUUCAGUGAAACCUCCGCAAACUGAAAUCGAGGACAACAGCGGGGGCAAAGUUGAUUAUGCCAAAACAGAAGCAGUACCGCUCAUUCCACCCUUUGUUGACAAUGUGUUUGCAAUGGCAGAGGCUCUAAAUCCAAAGCUUGACGUAAAGGGAAAAUAUACCAAUUGGACGCCAAAAAUUAGGGUAAUAAAGCCAAAUAAGAAGAUAGAGUUGAUCAAAAUGCAUGCACCAAAGCUACUGCCAAUGCCCAAGAUCAUCGCGCAAAGGCGCGGGAAAUUAAACAUCAGACAACCUGCGCCCCGCGGGAAAGAUACCCAAAGAAAAUACAACGCCGGUUUACCGAUCAGUCCGAAAAAUAUACAUUUGGAGGGACAUGAUACAAUGACAAUGGGUGCUGUACAAUAUCAGCCAAUUCUGGCUCACCUAAAAUCUAAUACAAUUGGCAGUUACCAGAUUCUCCCUGGAUAUUUCAGGCACAAUUAUGGUAAACGAUUAUUCAAGAGAGAUGUUACCAGCAAAAAAGAUUUGCAGAAAAGUAUAGAAGCGAUUAUAUCAAACAGCUUUAAGACGAAUGAAAAUGAAAAGAGUAACAUUAUCAGCAGAAGGAAGGACGUUGACGCAUCUAUCAUGAAAACAGGCACAAAAGGAAACUCAAAGAUGAUGAGGUAUGUUGACGGGAUGAAAAGUAAAGUCCAUCAUGUAGUUGCAGAAGCAAAAGCUGUUCUUGAGGAUACAGGCAAAAUAGUACAUGGAUUGAAAAAAGUCAUAAGUGGAGCAAAGCGGCUGACUGAAUUUACCAACAACGCAGUUACAUUUGCCAAAUAUUUUGCCAGGGAACCAACUAAUGCAACGGUGGAUUUCUUUGAAGAGAAAGCCGUUAUUGCUGUUCUUGAGUCACAGAAAGCAGCUGCAGAUGCAAAAAUUGCUGCUGUAGUGGCAAGAGAGGCAGCCAGGAAGGUUAAAUUAAUUGCAAAACAGAUCCGUGGAAAAAGCAGAAGUUUUGAUAAGAAGUUGUCCAAAGCUGUGAAGUACGCGGAAGGACAAGCACACAGAGCGGAGCAAGCUGCUAGGAUUUCAUCAUUUAAAGAGAAAGAUGCAAGAAAAGAUGCAAUCAUAGCUGACAAAGCGUUGCGGAAGAUGGUUAAAUUGGCCAACAAGAAGAAGGAAGGAGAGAAGGAAGAGGAAACCAAGAAAGAGCCCGAGGAUAUACAUGUCAAAGAACAAGAAAUUGGGUACGAGGGCUCAGGGGAAACCGAUUCUGAAAAAGAGGCAAAGAAAUUAACAAAUAAUGAAAACGAAAAUGAGAAACAGAAAGAAGAAUCCAGUGUCAACGGUAAAGAAGAAAAGAACACAAAAAAGUCUGGAGAUGAUACCGAAUCCGAUUCGACAAGAAAAGAAAGCAUCGAGGAGAAACUGGAACAAGGAGAAAAUGGAAACAAAACAGAAAUAUUAAAGGAAACCAAAACCAAAGAAGAAACUGUUGACAGUAGCAGCAAUACUGUGAAUUUGAAAAAUAUAUCGAAGUGGAAACCAAGUGCCAAUAAAUCUUCAGAGAAGCAAGAAAAUUUGGAACAUGACCAAAAAGUGUCGAUCGAUUCAGGGCCUGAAGCAAAUGGUAACAAAACGGGGAGGCUUGAGGACACCGAGCUGCCAAGACUUUUUGAAGCUGGAGAUGAUGAAAAUGAAGUUUUAGCAAACGAUUUUGAUAAGGCAAAGGGGACAUUUCAUGGUUAUUUGUUGCCAAAGGAAGCAGUGAAUGGGUCAGAUGUAAAUGAAAGCGAGGAAAAAGACAAUAAAAAUACAGAAAGCGAAAUUUCAAAGAACAGUGAAAAACAGAGUUCUAUCAAAGAUAAAAGUAACUCAAUAGCUAAUGCUGGAAACUUGAAAGCGAUCAACAGUCACAAAGCUGCUUCUGAAGAUAAAUCCACGCCUGUGAAACAAAAGCAUGAGUCGAAAAUUCUGGAACGAGAAGUCAAGAAGGUAAGCAAAGGCCCGGUAGAUUUGGUUGUUACAGUGACAAGGAGAAAACAGGAUCGUGCCACGAGCGGUUUGGUUAGUCCAUCGACUGGAAAAAGGAAACAGAAGACUAUGGACAUUACUUCAUAUGACCCUUUUAAUUUCAAAUCUUUAGAAUCAGCUGAAAACUCAAAAAAGGCUGCGCAUUAUAUCGUUGAUAAAGAAGACGAAGGAAGAAUCGGUCUUUCACCAGUCCAUGACGUCAAGGAAUAUAACAGCAUAAGAUCCUUUAUUCCGAAAAUAAAAGCGCCAAGAACAUUGGUUUCCAAUAGAUACUUCCCUGAACGAUUGCAGAAAUCAAGAAUUAUGCCUACCUUUUAUUUGAAUCCAAGGAACGGCUAUACAUCUAUGAAGAAAACUCAGAGGUCUUUCAUUCCGUACAGACCGUACAGAAAUUACAAAUAUGAUACCUUAUUACCAAGCUAUUAUUGGGCAUGACCUUAGUAUUAAUCGAACUAGUAAAUAUUAAGUAUUGUAAAUAGUAUGCUAGAUUUAUAAGUUAUUAGAUAAUAUUUUAAUUUUGGUAUAAGUGACAUUAAGGAAUAUUUAUGUUCCUUUUGUUUUAAGAAUCUGUCGAUGGUACUUCAAGAUCUAAAAAUAAUGAUUUGUGGCAUAUAUUCAUCCUUAUUCUUUAUCAUCUUGAUUAGGGUUAGUCUGCAUACGUUGAUAAAUGCUGGGUUGAUGAGAGACGAAUGGAUAAAACGAUUUAAGCACUGAAAAUAGCGAUAUUAACCAGAGGAAUUAUCAACAAUUGAUGUAAGCCACUGACAAACGUGAUAGAAAAUUGAGAAUAGAAUGCUUUUUGAAUGUCAUGAACUGUAAAUCUCAUGUCUGAUGUUGGAGCCAUAAAGGCAAAUAUUUGAUGGGGGUUGAGGGCUGGGGUGACCAAUGGCAAUUUUCAGGUAUGUGGCUUGCUAUCA